Molecule: messenger RNA, 2265 nt
Organism: Polyodon spathula (Mississippi paddlefish)
Lineage: Eukaryota; Metazoa; Chordata; Actinopteri; Acipenseriformes; Polyodontidae
Product: thioredoxin-related transmembrane protein 1-like
Exons: 8
Coding region: 447-1424 (325 amino acids)
Source: RefSeq, a predicted model, not a curated record
ACAGAGGAGCAGGCAGUUCACCUCCUGAGUCCUGACCUCUAGUCCGUGUCAGACCUACCUCACUGAACCCCGUAUCGCUAAACGGGGAUCGAUUUCAAAUUGACUCUGGUAUUAACCGCAGCACAGCCGGGCAGUAACGGACCAGCAAGGCUCCUGGACAGAAAGUCGCUGCGGAAUAAGCUGUCCUGAAACACGGUUCUCUAAAGAAAGCAGCAGAGUCAGCCUGAGUUACACUACGUCGUGCUAGUUGUGGUGACUGAGGAUGAGGAGAGAUGUACGCCAUGACCACUGCAUUAUUUAUUGGUGUCGUGGGUAGCCACUAGUGCGCAAAAUUAGUAAUUAAAAAAAAAAAAAACGAGCUGCAAAGGGGAGGUUUCAUAGCCGGGUGAAGCGGAAGCCGGAGGAGGAAAGAAGGACGGACGAACCAGAGCAGCAUAGAGCUAAUAAUGGCGUCUCUGCAGGCAUGCCGAGUCCCUGCAGCCGCAGCGCUUUGUAAAUCGGCAGUCUUCUCGGUAAUAACGUUGCUAGUGUUGGGCGCAGUGGCACCGCAGCCGGCGCUGGGGAAGAGGCACCAUCAGCGCACGAUCACUGAGAGGACCUGGCAAGAUAUACUGGAGGGAGAGUGGAUGAUUGAAUUCUUUGCCCCGUGGUGCCCAGCUUGCCAGCAGCUUCAGCCAGAGUGGAACGCCUUUGCAGAAUGGGGGGAGGACAUUGGGGUCAGUAUCGCCAAAGUGGACGUCACCGAGGAGCCAGGGCUGAGCGGUCGCUUUAUCAUCACAGCUCUUCCAACCAUCUACCACUGUAAAGACGGUGUGUUCAGGAAGUACGAGGGAGGCAGGACUAAGAAUGACUUCCUGAGUUUCAUCGACGAGAAGAAAUGGCGCGAGAUCGAGCCGGUGUCAUCCUGGUUUGGACCCUCAUCCUUCCUAAUGAACACCAUGUCGGGCCUGUUCAAGCUCUCCAUGUUUAUAAGGCAUUGUCACAAUUACUUCACGGAGCACCUGGGCUUGCCGGUGUGGGGCUCCUACGCUAUCUUCGCUCUGGCCACCCUGUUCUCUGGCCUCGUUCUGGGGCUGAUCCUGGUGUUUGUGGCGGACUGUGUGUUCCCCUUCCGCAGAUCCACUCCUCAGAACUACCAGAGGAAGCAGGCUCUGGACCAGGCUCGGAUCAUGAAGAGGCUAGAGGCGGAGCAAGAGGCGGACGGGGAGGCUGACGAGGAAGACGAGUAUGAUUACGAGGAGGAAGGGGAGGGGGAGGAGGUUUGGAGGAAGAGAGGAGGAGGAGGAGGACGUGGACGCGGCAGUGAGCCCGAGGAGAGGCACAGCAGGGCCAGAGAGCGGCUCCAUGCACAGGAAGUGGAGGAGGGCUCCCCGGAUAUGCUGCGCAAGAGAAACCCUGCCACUGCUGUCCAGGGCGACCCCUAGAGGACGGGAGUGGAACUGCAUGCACCUCGUACACAGUGACUGGGAGAGCUGAACUGAGUCUGCAGUGUGGCUUGAUGCCGGUGCUCUUCAGCUGUCUGUCUGUUUGUCUGUCUAACCUUACUGGAGGUGUGCAGGAAAUUAACAUUGGACUACCCCUUUCAAAAAAAAUAAUAAUUAAAGCAAGACUUCGGCUUUCUCUCUUAUGUAAUGUUGCUUCAAUAUUCAGCCAUAAGAUGGCUCUCGGAGCUCAGUGAAAAUGAUACUUAAAUUCUGCCUAAAAGGGAACCGAUCCUAGCUGCAGUAUUCAACUUUCAUUCAGUUAGUUUUUUUUGUAUUGCUUAAAAGCUGACCUGUCGAGAGACAGAGUUCAUAUUCUUGCCUGUCAGUGUUUUUUUUAAGCUCUUGGCAUGACUCCUCGGUAGUGUUCUAGCUGUGCUCUCUCCUCCACUUCUGCAGGCAUGACCCCUCAGUUGAUCACAUACUGAACCACAUUGGAAAGGCACCAUAUGCAGCUGCUGCUGCUGAUCCUGUACUAGUUCACAUUGUGACUGGUUCAGCGUGGCUGCAAUGCUGUUUAGAAGCAUUUGUUUUUUCUCUGCUAUUUUGUAAUGUUUUGCAAAGGUGGGUUCCAGACUGCUGCAGAGAAUAGCAGAAUGUUGAGCCUAGCUGCGGAAAGGCUGUCUCCUGUACAGCAGUGUUGAUUUCAAAUACUCUGCAUGUAUACUGACACCUGAAAUGUACAAAUAUACACCACACAGGGCAUUACAAACUGCUAACGUUGCACCUUGGAUUCAGAGCUGAAAUAAGUCAAUUAAAAAGAAAAUUUAAAAAAUGCCAAGAA